UUGUGAACGGCCGCUGGAUCAAGUCUCAGAAGAUGGUCCAGUUUCCCAGAGAGAGGUUUGACCCUAGUGUUUACCUGGCUCCCCGGGAGGCGGGGCUUAACGGGCUACACGGUCUGCAGAGCCGCAGCGAGGGGGAGGAGCUGCUGAGGAUAGGAGGAGGAGAAACGGUCUCCUCCAUCUCCGCCCCUACUGGGUUCCUCAACAUCCUCAAAGCCUCUCCAGCGUCAGGCAGGAAGUCAGCCCCUCCCUCCUUCAUCAGCCGUACCAGCAGCCCCUGCAGCAGCCCCAAGUCAGGAGGAGGCGGUCCAGGGGGCACGGACCCGCCUCAGGAUCCCCCAGCUGGCCAGCCGACACCGCCUCUCCAACAGCAAGUAGAACCUGGAGGGUAGUACCAGGGAGAGGGGCAGCAGCGGCCCUGACACAGAGCCCAGGGAGGGAGCACCGCAGGCGGACACGGAGGGUGGGCUCUUGGGGGUGAUGAGUGGAGGUUUUGGAGAGGUGGGGGUGGGGAGCGGGCCAGAGAUGUCCACCACAGAUGCGUCCAGCAGCCUCAGUAAUGUCACCGUGAUGAACGGGGACAGUGGUGGCCGUAGCAACGAGGUACUAAGCACGGAGGCCAGCACGGAGGCCAGCACGGAGGCCAGCACGGAGGCCAGUACGGAGCCCAGCAUGGACCUAGAGACCACUGCAACAGCCCAGCUGCACCAAAGAGACUACAGCCUGGAGAGCAUCUACAAUUUAUAUGCUAUUUCAUGCCAUUCAGGUAUCAUGGGAGGAGGACACUAUGUGACCUAUGCCAAAAACCCCAACAACAAAUGGUACUGUUACAACGACAGCAGCUGUAAGGAAGUGCACUCAGAGGAGAUGGACACGGACUCUGCCUACAUCCUGUUCUAUGAGCAGAAGGGAGUGGACUUCUCUCAGUUCCUGCCAAAGACUGACGGCAAGAAGAUGGCCRACACCACGAGCAUGGACGAGGAUUUUGAGUCUGACUACAAGAAGUACUGUGUCCUUCAGUGAUCAGGAUCACACUGUCUUCCACCUACCUACCGCUCGAGCGUCAACUCUAUGCCUGGAACUCUGGACAGACGGACUCAGUCAGCCACGUACGGAAAAGGACACGGGGCUUCUUCAGCCAGUCUCAACUGGGCGCCAGGAAGCACAAAAUGGUGUCUUUUGGCCGAGUCAUCACAAACUGAACCACUUGAAUUCCGGACCGGUUGUCAUGGAUACCGGAAGAUAUCCCCCUUGUUGUUUUGUCAAGAGAACAACAUUGAAGCACCAUUUUUUUUAAAGCACUAAGCUGUUGCACAUUGAGCCUGAGGAAACCCACCCUCUCGUGUGUGUGUGUGUGUGUGUGUGUGUGUGUGUGUCAGCACAUAAGCUGACAUUACUUCCUUGUUAUGCAUAUUUGUCCCCUGCAGCCAAUCAAUACAUGUCCACACACCUACAUAAUGUCUGUCUCUAUAACUCACUAUAGUGAAACGGUAAUGCAGAGAUUAUACUGUAUUAUUUUAUCGAUUUAAAAAGGGGUUCUCAUUUUCCUUCUUCAGUAACGAUACUGUCAUUUUUUUUUAAAAACAACUCAUAAUGCUACCUCACUGCAUUUCAUUGGCCAAUUGGAACGGUCCAAUAUUUCUGACAGUAUUUAAACCUCACCCACUUCCUCCUUUUGAUGUCCACACACACACACACACACACACACACACACACACACACACACACUUUGAAAAAUAAUAAUCACCCUUUAUGAAGAAAGAUUCCACAAAAUGGAGGGGUUUGACCUUUAUUUGGUCCCUUGCCAAGCAACUGCCGAAAACAAAACUGUGCAAUUGCUGCUCGAUGUACCCACAACAUCGAGUGACUUUUUAAGGGCGUUCAUUGUAGUCCUGUUAACUCACAAGCUUGAGUUUAAAUCUUGGUUAUGUUGUGGACAGGUGCCAUAGAGGAUGUUUCAAAGAUAAUAUAUCAAUACAUAUUUGUAUUGGUUUCUCUUUCUCCAAAUACUUAUUUUAUAGAGUUAUUUUUAUCAUUGCAAUUUUUUUUGUAUGUACAUUUUGGUUAAUUGAAGGGUUGUUCUCAUCUCUUGUUUGUCCACUGUACAUCUCGUCUCUGUUUGUCCACUGUACGUCUCGUCUCUGUUUGUCCACUGUACGUCUCGUCUCUGUUUGUCCACUGUACGUCUCGUCUCUGUUUGUCCACUGUACGU
Molecule: messenger RNA, 2209 nt
Organism: Salvelinus sp. IW2-2015
Lineage: Eukaryota; Metazoa; Chordata; Actinopteri; Salmoniformes; Salmonidae
Product: ubiquitin carboxyl-terminal hydrolase 32-like
Biological process (GO): protein deubiquitination
Cellular component (GO): Golgi apparatus
Molecular function (GO): cysteine-type deubiquitinase activity
Source: RefSeq, a predicted model, not a curated record